Mollisia scopiformis is the source of this 971-nucleotide messenger RNA. RefSeq lists its product as uncharacterized. The transcript has a single exon. The record is from RefSeq and is a predicted model, not a curated record. NCBI's taxonomy places the organism in Eukaryota, Fungi, Ascomycota, Leotiomycetes, Helotiales, Mollisiaceae. The coding region runs from base 109 to 708 and encodes 199 amino acids.
AAGUUCAAACUUGCUCUUCCGGGUUCGAGUUUUUCAACCAGUUUUUCAUUACCUGCGUUCUGAUUCGUGCAGGCCUCUUUGCUGAGAUGCACGGCAUACAAGCGUGGGAUGAACGCAUUGCCAUGUAUGGUCGUGCUGUUUCGAUAUCGGAGCUCUCUAUCUCUCUGUGCUGCUGCCGGAUCGUAUCUCGCUCGGUCUUCCCUGGGUUCGACGGACACCGCCAGAUUCGGCCAGAAGACGCUCCGAGGACCAGAAGAGCUGGAGAAAAGGAGGAAAUUCCGACGAUGUUUCUGUCAUUUCGUGGUCGACCAGACGCUCCAUCUCGACCCUCUUCAACUACUCCAUUCCACCCACGGCCGUGGUAACACCAUCAGGAUGCGAGUGUGCAGUGGCGUCGAGGUCCGCUUUUUCCCAGGGUGCCAUGCUCGGUGGCUUUUUGCGUCACACCUCUUUCGGCCAAGAGUGCAGGCGGGAAUGAAGCACAUCAAGCAAGUUCGGUGGGUGAAAGUGGAUAAUUUUCGUGGGGGAAGUAUAUGGCCGGUAUUGGCAUUUGGAAAUAGCCUUGCAUGCAAGGCAUGCCUUGUUCUGUUUUGCCAGAAUGCAUCUCGAGGCCUAACUGACACCAGAGCUAAAUUGGCAUUACAGCUCCGUAAUACUCGAACAGACUUUCCGCUCAAGUGGCAGGUCGAGGUUGCAGAAGUUCCAUGAUCUAUUCCAAAGUCCCAUCGGGCAAGACCUUCGGCUUCGUGCCUUCAUUUGCCGCACCGCACUGCACAAACCAAUGCGGGUUCAUCUUGAAUUUCCUGCCACUUACAUACUCAACUAUUCUUUUACGGCACACCGCUUCCUCCUCGAACUCUGGUAGCAGAAUGUACGCAACAGCUGACUGUCCACCAAUCUUACCUGCCGGCAAAUCGGAUGGGUGCUUUUCUCUGCAAAGGAGAGGCCUUGGCACUCGCGGAAUUCGGAUC